Messenger RNA from Prunus avium (sweet cherry), 1337 nucleotides. RefSeq names its product glycosyltransferase BC10-like. NCBI's taxonomy places the organism in Eukaryota, Viridiplantae, Streptophyta, Magnoliopsida, Rosales, Rosaceae. Gene Ontology annotation, cellular component: membrane. Gene Ontology annotation, molecular function: glycosyltransferase activity. The record is from RefSeq and is a predicted model, not a curated record.
AAUUCAUAUCCCAAAGUUUCUUGGGAAAAAUGAAGGCUCAAGAUCCAAACCCAGGAAGCGUUUUUCCCAAAGUCUUCUAUGUCCAACGCCACCUCCUCAAUCUCCUUUCUUAUGUCCUGCUCUUUGUGGCCGGUUUAACCCUUGGAGUUGUACUUGUCAAUCUCAAGGACUUUUCAUUUGAUCUGCACUUUGCCCAAUUCCCCUUCUCAACUUUGUCAUCUCCUCCUCCAUCCAAUCAUUCACAGAUUCUAGUUAUGCCGAAUGCAACAGCCCCAACAACCAGUAUGAGCCUCACACCCGACCCCCGCAUCGGGUUAAAGGAAUAUCUAAAGCCGCCCAAGGUUUUUCACGACAUGAACGAUACAGAAUUGCUCUGGAGAGCUUCGAUGUCUCCUAGGAUCCCUGAAUAUCCAUUCCAUCUAGUUCCCAAAAUUGCUUUCAUGUUCUUGGCAAGGGGACCUGCUCCUUUGGCCCCAUUGUGGGAGAAGUUCUUUGAAGGGCAUCAAGGUUUUUACUCAAUCUAUGUGCACUCAGAGCCGUCCCUCAAUCAGUCGUCUUACGCCGGAAGUUCGGUUUUCCAUGGCCGAAGAAUUCCCAGUGAUCUGAAAGUAAAAUGGGGGACGGUGAGCUUGAUUGAGGCAGAGCGCCUCCUAUUGGCGAAUGCUCUUCUCGACAUCUCAAACCAACGCUUUGUUCUGCUCUCAGAAGCAUGCAUCCCUCUCUACAACUUCUCCACUGUCUACUCUUACCUCAUAAACUCCAAAGAAACUUUCGUGGAGGUCUAUGAUGAUCCAAGCGCAGUUGGACGUGGCCGAUAUUAUUUUGUUCAGUACCCAGGAAUCUCAGUGGAGCAAUGGAGGAAGGGGUCACAGUGGUUCGAAAUUGACAGAGACCUUGCCAUUGAAGUUGUCUCUGAUCGAAAAUACUUCCCAGUUUACCGCAGAUGCAGAGGCGAAUGUUUUGCAGAUGAACAUUAUUUGCCAACGUUUGUGAACAUCAAAUUUGGAGCAAAGAAUGCAAACAGGACGUUGACUUGGGUUGACUGGGCCAAGGCCGGCCCGCACCCUACCGAGUACAUGAGCUCGAAUGUCACAGUUGAGCUUUUGAAUGGCCUGAGGACUGGUUAUGGCCGGAGAUGUGAAUAUAAUGGAAGGAGCACACAUGUUUGUUUCUUAUUCGCGAGGAAGUUCCCGCCUUCUGCUUUGGACAGCCUGCUGAGAAUUGCACCAAAGAUCAUGCACUUCAACAAUGUUGCUCCUUAAGAAAAAGAAAAAGAAAAAACAUUAGAAAUUAGCAAAACAGAUUUAUAUAGUGUUACGUGUCUUUUUGUUUGUAAC